Messenger RNA from Kluyveromyces lactis, 948 nucleotides. RefSeq names its product 1-acylglycerol-3-phosphate O-acyltransferase SLC1 (gene SLC1). The transcript has a single exon. The record is from RefSeq and is a predicted model, not a curated record. The coding region runs from base 1 to 948 and encodes 315 amino acids. Gene Ontology annotation, cellular component: membrane; endoplasmic reticulum. Gene Ontology annotation, biological process: phosphatidic acid biosynthetic process. Lineage: Eukaryota; Fungi; Ascomycota; Saccharomycetes; Saccharomycetales; Saccharomycetaceae. Gene Ontology annotation, molecular function: 1-acylglycerol-3-phosphate O-acyltransferase activity.
AUGGGUUUUUUCAGCAAAAUAGUUUUCUGGGGGAAGUCUGUCAUUGCAGUUACACUUUUAUCAUCGUGUGCAUUGUAUGGUGUGCUUGCAUCGAUUGUAUUUUCAUUAAUUGGUAAAAAGCAUUUGGCGCAAUGGAGUACUGCUCGCUGUUUCUAUGGAGUGAUGGGUUUCAUCAUGGGUAUUAAGAUUAAUUUGAUCAAUGGUGAAAGAUUGAACGAUUUGCCAGCUAUUUUUAUCUCGAACCAUCAAUCUGAAUUGGAUAUCCUAAUGCUGGGUAGAACUUUCCCACCUGGAUGCACAGUUACUGCUAAGAAACAGAUAAAGUGGGUUCCCUUACUGGGUUGGUUUAUGAGUCUUAGCGGUACUUUGUUCUUGGAUAGAUCUAGCAGAGAAAAGGCCAUCAAGGUCUUAAAUGACUCUUUGGCCAACCUAAAGAAGGAUAAAAGGGCCCUCUGGAUUUUCCCUGAGGGAACUAGAUCUUAUUCUACAAAGCUAGAACUAUCAGCAUUUAAGAAAGGUGCUUUCCAUUUGGCGCAACAGGGGAAAAUACAGAUAAUCCCUGUUGUUGUAUCAAACACUAGUUCCAUCUAUCACCCCAGGUCUGGAGUCUUUAACAGGGGUACCAUAACAGUCAAGGUUCUUGAGCCAAUUAGCACGGAAAAUUUGAAGAAAGAAGACGUAGGUGAUCUAUGUAACCGUGUUCACAAGUUGAUGAACGACGAGCUGAAAAAUAUUGGAUACUCCGAAGCCAUCGUGGAUACCGUUUUACCUGCAGAUGUGAUCGCGUAUAACUCUGCCAGACGUUUUGAAGAUCAGCAUCGUUUGACUGCAGAUGAUUACGAAGAGGAAAUAGUUGACCUGGACCGUUCUUCUAUUCACUCUAAUGGGACUGUUGUGACCAAUCCAGAACCCACUGAACGUAGUAGUUUACUCAAAGAAGUUAUUUAG